Messenger RNA from Didymodactylos carnosus, 285 nucleotides. The record is from the annotation of a GenBank genome assembly. Lineage: Eukaryota; Metazoa; Rotifera; Eurotatoria; Philodinida; Philodinidae.
AUGUCAUCCAUAAAAUCCACAUCUUCGUCGCAUGUCAAGGCAUCUGAAAUGAAUUCUCGAAUGGAGCAAGAUGCUGUUGAAGUUGCUCGAGAAGCUCUUAGUCGUGCAUCAAGUGAACGUGAGGCUGCUGAACACAUCAAACGUCAUUUUGAUCAAAAACAUCGUCCAAAUAACUGGAGUUGUAUUGUGGGAAGAAAUUUUGGUUCAUACGUUAGUUAUGCCCAAGAUCAUUUUAUCAAUUUCAGUGUGGGACCCACCGAUGUUCUACUAUUUCGAAAUAGCUAA